GGUGCGACGAGAGCUCCGUGGACAGACCUGCUCAUAUCACUUGUUCCGCUCACAACAGUUUACCGUCGCUCUAUUUAAAGAGGCAACAACAUGGCACGCGCCGGUCUGGUCAGACGGGAGUCGGUGGAAACGGAGAUGCACAAGUCCGAAGACAAAGGCAAAACCUUCGUCUACACCAAGAAGAAGGGCUACGAUGUGGCCCGGAACCCCUCCCUGAACAAGGGCAUGGCUUUCUCCAUGGAGGAGCGUCUCCAGCUGGGGAUCCACGGCCUGCUGCCCCCCUGCUUCAUCAGCCAGGACGUCCAGCUGCAGCGGGUGGUCAAGAACUACGACAUGAAGAGGGACGACCUGGACAGAUAUGUGUUCCUGAUGGGGCUCCAGGACCGCAACGAGAAACUCUUCUACCGGGUGCUGCUGUCGGACAUCGAGAGGUUCAUGCCCAUCAUUUACACCCCCACUGUGGGCCUGGCCUGCCAGCAAUAUGGCCUAAUAUUUAGAAAGCCGAGGGGGCUGUUCAUCACUAUACAUGACCGUGGCCACAUUUCUACGGUGCUCCAGAACUGGCCAGAAAAGGACGUCAGGGCGGUGUGUGUGACGGACGGGGAGAGGAUCCUGGGUCUGGGAGACCUGGGCUGCUGUGGCAUGGGCAUCCCAGUGGGCAAGCUGGCCCUCUACACAGCCUGCGGAGGUGUGCCGCCACAGCAGUGCCUGCCUAUCAUGCUGGAUGUGGGCACAGACAACGAGGCGCUGCUGAGGGACCCUCUCUACAUCGGGCUGAGACACAAGAGAGUGCGAGGCCAGGCCUACGAUGACCUGCUGGAUGAGUUCAUGACGGCCGUGUCAGACAGGUACGGAACGGACUGUCUGAUUCAAUUUGAGGACUUUGCCAAUGUUAAUGCCUUCCGGCUGCUGAGCAAGUACCGCAACAAGUACUGCACAUUCAACGAUGACAUCCAAGGUACGGCUGCAGUGGCAGUAGCCGGACUCCUGGCUGCUCUCCUUAUCACCAAGAGCAAAAUGUGCGACCACACCAUCGUGUUCCAAGGUGCAGGAGAGGCGGCGAUGGGGAUUGCUGAGCUGAUCGCCAUGGCCAUGGAGAAGGAGGGACUCGCUAAGGGGGAGUGCUUGAAAAAGAUCUGGAUGGUCGAUUCCAAGGGUCUCAUUGUCAAGGGUCGAGACCAGCUGACUCACGAGAAGGAGAGGUUUGCUCAUGAGCACCCACAGAUGAGGAAGCUGGAGGAUGUGGUUCGGGAGCUGAAACCUACUGCUAUCAUUGGUGUGGCGGCCGUUGCCGGGGCCUUCACCCAGCAGAUCAUCACGGACAUGGCUUCCUUCAAUGAACGGCCAAUCGUCUUUGCCCUCAGCAACCCGACCAGCAAAGCAGAAUGCACCGCUGAGCAGUGUUACACACUCACAGAGGGGCGGGGCAUCUUUGCCAGUGGCAGCCCGUUUGACCCGGUGACCCUGCCUGACGGGAGGACGUUCUUCCCCGGUCAGGGAAACAACGCCUACAUCUUCCCCGGCGUGGGCCUGGCCGUCACCGCCUGCGCCAUCCGACAUAUCAGCGAGGAAGUCUUCCUCACUGCAGCCGAGGCUCUCGCUCACCUGGUGACAGAGAAGGACCUGGCAGAGGGAAGGCUGUAUCCUCCUCUCAGCUCCAUCAGGGACGUCUCUCUCAAACUGGCCGUCAAGAUCAUGGAGUAUGCCUACGAGCACAACGUGGCGACGCUGCGCCCGGAGCCGUCCGACAAGGAAGCCUACGUGCACUCCCUCACCUACAGCACUGACUAUGACGAGUUUGCUGCGGACUCGUACCGCUGGCCAGAGGACAGCAUGACGAUGCAGACGUGCAAACUUUAAUGCACGGGACGGAGAGACCCGACGAGCCCUGGUGGGGUUCGCUAACCGACACGCAAUAUCAUCACGGGAUAUGCCAUUGGGAUAUGAAAGGGGUCGUGUGUGUUUCGUGAUUUGUGAUUGUGAAAUCAAAAGGUAGCAAACGCACGCAGAGGUAUUGGGGCUUCAUGCAUUUACUGUCUCCCACUCCGGAAGCUAAAAGCAGUUUAAGAAAAUAGCAAACGUACGAAUCCCUGAGAGGGAACACGAAGCAGUUUGCCAAACUUAUGAAAUAUUGCACUAAUUGUUGUCAUCGCAUUACAUUUUACAGUAAUAUAUUGCAGGGAAGUUCUUCAGAGGUUACUUUUAGUUCAUGACCGUAUGACUGUGUCAGCUAUAAUCCCAAAACUCUUUGUCAAAUAAAAAUGGUUUUGAUUUAUGUCUGUUUGAUACAUUUGUACUGGAAAAAGACGGGUGCGUUUAGAGGUAGACUUGGAUAUAAAAGGGACUUCUCAUGAAGAUAUCAGAAUUUUUCAAUCUGGCCUCCAUGCAGAAAUGCCGUGAACGCUCACUUUGCUAUCUUUCCGU
Molecule: messenger RNA, 2424 nt
Organism: Cyclopterus lumpus (lumpfish)
Lineage: Eukaryota; Metazoa; Chordata; Actinopteri; Perciformes; Cyclopteridae
Gene: me1
Product: malic enzyme 1, NADP(+)-dependent, cytosolic
Exons: 14
Coding region: 91-1860 (589 amino acids)
Biological process (GO): malate metabolic process; pyruvate metabolic process
Cellular component (GO): mitochondrion
Molecular function (GO): malate dehydrogenase (decarboxylating) (NAD+) activity; malate dehydrogenase (decarboxylating) (NADP+) activity; NAD binding
Source: RefSeq, a predicted model, not a curated record